This is a messenger RNA of Didymodactylos carnosus, 4863 nucleotides long. The record is from the annotation of a GenBank genome assembly. NCBI's taxonomy places the organism in Eukaryota, Metazoa, Rotifera, Eurotatoria, Philodinida, Philodinidae.
AUGGCAAAAUGUUUGAUAAAAGCACUGAAAGCUGUUGAUCUUCAAAAACAUGCUCUUCUUUUCAAAUCGCUUGGUUAUGAUAGUGCUGGUGCUCUUGCAAAUUUUCAAAGUAGUCAUUUUAAUCGUUUGAAUUUAAAUGAAGAUGAAUUAUCACGUUUUAUUGCAUUGUUGGACGUUUUGAAAGAUGCUAUGCGAGAGGGGAAGAUCUGUCCGCAUUACUUUCACUCAAAAUUAAGAAAUAGUGUAAAUAAAGCAAAUGGUAAUAGAGAACAUGUCAUAAAAGCAGCAUGGACUAUUCCCAUAGAUGAGCCAACGUUCUACAAACAACCAGCUCGUGUAACAUCAUCUUCGUCUACAACCCUCGGUAAUAACUACGAAAACAAUAAGUCACCCAAGCCUGAAAAUAGUCGCUUGCAAACCGUUAAUCGUCCAUUGAUGAAGCCACAGUCAACGUUUACCACGUCUAUGAGUGCUCGAUCGAAAAAAGUAAACCAGAAUAAAAUUCCAACUCAGGUGAGAACAUCAUCUCAAAAUUCUUCGAGUCAGAUACACACAAAUCUUUCGAAUGACAACAUAAAAGUUAGACAAAAGCGUUCAUCUAGCUCACUAACAUCAUCAUCAAAUAAUCAUAAUCGUCGUAGUAUGAGCGCACUCGAUGUUCUGCGUUUAAAAAAUCAACAAUAUGAAAAAUCAUCUAAUGAUGACAUUCUUCAUCAGCCGUUUACUAGUCCCAAAAAACUAGCGCAAUCAAAAAAUAACUCAGCACAAACGUUUUUUGGACCAAAAAUGUUUUCUAAUCGACCAGCGGUCGAACAUAUUAAAGUAAACGGGUAUAAUUACGGAAUACCAACAGCGAAGAGAGCACGAACAGCAUCUUAUCGAACGUUUACACGACGAGGUUUUAGUUCAGGCACAAUAUUUUCGCCAAGUCGAGGUGGUUCGAAUAUAAGCACUUCAUACGCAAAACCAGCUGAAAUUUAUGUUUAUGCUCGUAAACGACCAUUAUUAUCAACAGAAACAAAUUUUAACGAUGCAAUUAUCACACCUGAUCCAAAACGAAUGAUUAUCACGGAACAAAAGGCGAAUUUAGAUUGUACAUCUCUGCUAAAAAAAACCGAAUUUCAAUUCGAUCUAGUUUUUGGUGCUGAGUCAUCUAAUAAACAAAUAUUUGAUCAUACUUUACUACCAUUUAUUGAAAAUCCAAAUAAUCGCCAGAACAUGACCUACAUCUGUUUUGGACAAACUGGAUCAGAUAUUUAUUGCUCAUUUUAUGAAAUAUAUAAUAAUCAAGUUUAUGAUUUGUGUAAUGCUGGAAAACGGUUAUUUGUUCGAGAAGACGGCGAAAAACAUGUGAAUGUGAUCAACCUAAAAGAGAUACUAUUAGAGCAUCUAAAACAACUUCGAGGUGUUAUCGAAAAUGGUCUUAGUCGACGUCACCAUGGAAGAUCAGCAUUUAAUUCCAAUUCGUCUCGAUCACACGCUGUUUUUCAAUUAAUGUUAAAAAGAAAACAAGAUAAUAAAAUUAAUUUUCGGUUAGUGUUUAUUGAUUUAGCUGGUAGUGAACGAGCCCAUGAUGCUCAAAAUAAUCAACGUCAAACACGAAGAGAAGGAGCACAGAUUAAUUGGAGUCUAUUAGCUUUGAAAGAGUGUAUACGUAGUAUAGAUCUCGUUCAUUCUCACGCUCCUUUUCGUCAAAGUAAGUUAACUCACAUCUUACGUGAAUCACUAGUUGGUUCGAAUACACGAACAUGUUUGAUGGCCAAUGUUUCACCGGCUGAUGAUUGUUGUCAAUGUUCAUUGAAUACACUACAAUAUGCUGCUCGCAUACGUGAAAUAAGUAUUAAACAUCGACAACGUUUACGUUUAAAUCAAAAUUAUCAACAACAACAGUCAAUUUAUCAUCCACCGUUACAAACUGUCCACCAUGAAGAAAAAAUCCAACACGUCGACGAUAAGAAAUUUAAGCCGGCAACAGCCUCGACUCCUGUUCAUCGGUUGAAUAAUGAAUCUCACUCUUCAGUUAAUAAUCCUGUGACACUCAUAGGUAAAGGAUAUGGUGAUACUAAAACGAACAAUCAUAAAUCAAUUGAUAUUGAUUGGGAAACGGUACAGGAGGAUAGUCCUAUUACAGGAUAUCAUCCAAGAACAAAUAAACAACAACAUCCCAAACAGUCGAAUAAAAAAUCAAUAAAUUAUGAUCAACAAUUAGUGAAUAAUAAUGGAUAUUAUCUUGAUAGAAAUUCUAAAUCAAGUUAUUUCUCUUCAUCAACAGUAAGUCAACAACAACAACAACAACAACAAAAGAGAAGUUUUGACGUUAAUUUGAAGUGCGAUGGAGGAAAUGACAGACUUAAUCAAGCAUCUAAAAAAUCACCAGGUAAAGAUUAUCAAUCUCAAACAAUGUCACACGAAGCUGAUACAUUUAAUCAGUCAUCCGAAAUUCUAAAGCAUAAAAAUGAGUUUUGUGCACCAUCUUUAUACCAGAACAGUUCCAUGACAAAGGUCGCACAAGCUACAACAGGAAGUGGCUAUGAAUCAGAAUCAAGUUCAACAAUAACCGAACAACGACCGCAUGAUUAUUCGACCAUUUACAAUAAGAAUAUCCAAAAUAGAGCGAUUAAUCCUCCUUAUCCAGCAAAAAAUCUAAACACACAUUCUACAGAUGAUAUGACUGAUACUAAUCCUUAUUAUAGUAGUACCGGUACAGAGAGCCUUGGAACUAAGAUAUCUCGACUUGCCAAAGAUCCUGUGAAUAAUGGAAUCAAGAAAUAUGCUCAUAGCCGACCAGUAGAAAAUUUAUAUUUAAAUAACGGCAACUAUGACACCACGGAUACUGAGCAAGGCGUAAUGUAUUCUGAUAGACCAUCGCAAGCUACGAAUAAUGAUCAAACAGGACUUUUUACGCAACGCGACGAUCCAUCAUAUGAAUUAGCAAAUUUAAAGUUCAACAGUGCUUAUUCACCGAACGCAAGACUUACGUCGAGAUCUGAAACUAAAUACGAUGGCAUCAGAACUGGAGUGGAUAAUAAAGGUACAUCUGAUCCAUUUUUAUUACCAUUUUCUGCACUAGAAACUAUUGCACAUCACACAAAUACACACUCAUCAUCAAAAUCAUCACCACGUUCGUAUAACUCUAAAGCCUAUUGGCUCGAUGAUAACGGAAUGAAAUUAAUAUUAAAUACCACACCCACUAGAACCAAUACUUCUUCUUAUUAUACUGAGAUGAGUCAAUAUAUUCCAACAAGUAACAGCCUUAGUUAUAAUCAGUCUAGAAAACAAAAAUUAUCAAAUAGCGCUCGUAAAAGAAAUCGUAAUUGGAAACAAAUUGACAACUCGGAAUCCGAUGAGUCUGAUGUCAAUGAAUUCAAAGAAAACAGAACAAAAUCAUCUCCGCUCAAUUCAAAAAUUUUAAAUAAAAACCACCCUGUCAGAUAUAAUUCUCUUGAUCAAGCAGCGGAUAUGAAAAAAAAUAUAGUAGACUGGAAAACAGAGGAAAAUAAUAAUACACAACAAAGUCGAACAACAAAAACCGAGCCGAGUCAAAAACACCCGUACAAUAAUUCUUCUCUUCCAACAUCACCGAGCAUUCGUCAACAAGUGCAAGCCAUUAUAGAAAAGAAUGAAGAUAUACGUGAUAGAGUCAACCAAAUAUAUUCGAGACAAGAAGACGAAGAUGUUCCUUCAUCGAUGCUGAGACAAACAGCUGAACAUCAAUACAGAAAUCAGUUUGAUCCAAGUUAUACGUCUAUAAAUUUGACUAACGUAACUCAAAAUCAAUCAGAUUAUGACACAACGACAUCAACAACAGCAAGAACAAAUUUUAGUAUACGCGUGAGUGAACAAUUGAAUACAUUACGAACAUUACUUGAAACACGUUUAAAAGAAGAUGAAGAAGAAGAAGAAGAAGACACAAACAAUUAUUUUUCACCAGCCACAAAGAACACAUCAGAACCAUCAUCGGGUAGAACAUUUCUUCAUACUUAUCAUGAACAACAAUCAUACACAGAUGACAAACCGUCUCAUACACAAUCGCCAUCGAAAUCAAUAUUUUCACAAGACUCUGAUGAUUUUUUAACGGAAAAAAAAUUUAUGUCUAAAUUACAAUUUAAUAACAAUGCUAUUUCAACAUCGGAUAAUGAAGUAGACGAUGAAGUUAAAAAUUAUACGCAGAAGUUAACAUUGAAAGAACAGUUACAGCCAACAUCACCAUCUAAUCACAGUUAUUCAAAAUAUUCCAGAGAAGUAUUAACUGAUGAUCAAACUCCUUCCUCAUCAUUUUCACAAAAAUACAAUGAAAUAGACCCAAAAUAUUUUCCGCAGCCCAAUUAUCAUAGUUUAUCAUCUUUAACAAAUUCAUUGAAUCCUAUAUCACAAACAUCAACAAUAUCAUCAGGCACAAUCACAUCUAAUUUAGCAGCCAAAAUUGAAUCAAAUGAGGAUGUACCUGUAAUGAAUAAUUUCAAUAAUGAACAACAAAGUACACAAACAAGUGAUUCUGAACGAACAAGUCAAAUAAAUACUCCUCCUAAAAAUCCAUUUACAAAUGAAUCGGAUUUAUCAUCCGAACAAUUUUUAACACAUUUAACUAAAGAAUUUAACAAUAUUGAUGUCUAUGAUGAUUAUAAAAUGAACACUUAUCCUCUACAACGAGAAUAUUCAAUUCAAAAUGCGAAUGAUGUUUUGUUGAGUGAUAAAUACAAUAAUAAUACAGGUGAGAAAACGUUCAAUAAUUCGACUAGUCCACUAUUUGAUAGUGGAAAAGGAAGUUCGUUGUUCAAUACAAAUACUUAUUCAUUACACGCAUUGAUGAGCGGUAUUCAAAAUAGUGCAAAUUUAUCUUUUAUAGCAACGAAUAAUCAUUAA